AUGUCGACAGACCACCCACCCCAGAUGUUAUUUUUCGAUACAUUUGGCACAGUAGUGUCGUGGCGUACAUGCGUCGCCGAAGAGCUGAGCGCAGCCGCCCUGGAUGCUGUGAACCAUCCCCGCAAGGACCUCCCAGCCGAUGUGCGGGACCGCGCUGCAGCCAUGACCUGGGAUGACUGGCUAGCGUUUGUCGCAGAAUGGCGGCAGUCUUACAAUGUAUUUACCGGUACAUUUGAUCCAUCCAACAAGUUCGUGUCAGUCGAUCAGCACCACUAUAAUGCCCUUCAGGACCUCCUGCGACAGCGCGGUCUGGACGGCCUGUUCGCUGACGAGAAGCUGUGGGAACUUGCUUUCGCCUGGCACCGGCUCAACCCGUGGCCGGAUAGUGUCCAAGGUCUUGAGCUAUUGAAUCGUCGGUUCGCCACUUCUACCCUGUCGAACGGGAAUAUCUCUUUGUUGCAGGAUCUCCAGCGACAUGGAUCACUGCCUUUCACGCAUCUUGUUAGUGCAGAGAAUUUCGGGGCUUACAAGCCUUCUCCGCUGGUUUAUAAUGGGGCUGCCAAGAAGUUUGGACUGGAGCCAGGCCAGUGCGGACUGGUUGCGGCGCAUUUGCACGAUUUAAAGGCUGCCAAGAGCUGCGGGUUUCAGACUAUCUAUGUCGACCGUGAGCUGGAGGAAGAGAUGUCAAAGGAGCAGGCUGCGAAGGCCAAAACUGAGGGUUGGGUGGAUAUGUUGGUUGAUCUUGAGUCUGAUGGCUUCCGAGAGGUGGCUAGGCGAUUUGGGAUUGAGUAA
Penicillium egyptiacum is the source of this 792-nucleotide messenger RNA. The record is from the annotation of a GenBank genome assembly. Lineage: Eukaryota; Fungi; Ascomycota; Eurotiomycetes; Eurotiales; Aspergillaceae.